Messenger RNA from Fopius arisanus, 8118 nucleotides. RefSeq names its product Secretory 16 (gene Sec16). Gene Ontology annotation, biological process: autophagy; Golgi organization; COPII vesicle coat assembly. The coding region runs from base 992 to 7270 and encodes 2092 amino acids. NCBI's taxonomy places the organism in Eukaryota, Metazoa, Arthropoda, Insecta, Hymenoptera, Braconidae. The transcript is spliced from 14 exons. Gene Ontology annotation, cellular component: endoplasmic reticulum exit site; ER to Golgi transport vesicle membrane. The record is from RefSeq and is a predicted model, not a curated record.
UAUUAUAAAUAUUUUGCCGAUGGUUGUUAAGGAGGCAGUCUUUAGACCAGAACGAAGAAAUUAAUGAAAUUCAGUUUUCGAUGAAACUUUUCAUUCAGAAUCAGCUUUACUAGGUGAAUCACGUACAGUAUGUUGCAAACUAAAAUAAAUUCAAUCAGUUUUGGUAAAAAUAAUGAAAAAUUAAAGCUAUCAUUGACCUACAAACCACCUGCAAACGAUUCACUUGGUCCAAAUAAUUUAUUUAUUUAAUUACCAAAAGUUGGAGGCCAAAUUCCGACCUGCAAAGGACCUUCAAACGAUUGGGCAUGUGCGGAAUAAUUAAUUAUAAUAAUAAGUUGAUAACUUCUCGGAGCUACGAAACGCACAUGAAGGAGAAGGCGUUAUACAGCGCUACGUACGACGUCUGAAGUAUUGAAGCGCCGCUACUAAAAGGUGGGAGCUGUGAGAAGUAGCAGCAUAGGGGAAACACGUCAAAAAAACCUGCGUGGAGGCAAAAGACAAGACCAUAGUCGCGCCCAUUAUCUGAAAUCCUUAUUCGCUUUUGUCUUUCUACAAUUGCGUUUUUAUACCCUAAUAAAUUUCUCCUUUAGUUUGUCCAAGUUACCUCGUUCUCAAAUUUUUGUUGCUACUCAAUACAGCUGUUACACUACAUAAGUGAGUGAAAUUUGCCCCAACCACUCAUGUUACAAAAAAAUUACUAUGUGACUAGUGACGUGAAAACAUGUCCGCUUCACGAUAAAAGUUAAUUUUCCUAACAUAUUUGUUGAUAUUUAAUGAAUGUUCGUAUUCGAAACCGGAAGGAAACACCUGUAAUAUUUCCAUCAUUUGUAAAGUGUUGAAACGUGGUUAAUGGUUAUUCUGCCAUUAUUCGAAAUAGAGUUUUACUGACAAUCAUUUCGGUGAAUGGCAUAGGGUUACCAAUGACUGACACAAUUUGGAGAAAAAAUAAAAAAUAUACAAUUUGAAAAGAAAAAAAUCGAAGGCUACUACGAUGAAUAAUCCAUAUCGAGCACGGCCAGGCAGACCGCGCGUUGAUCCUCUAGCAGUAGCAAAUUAUGGCACGCAGAAUAAGUCAGUGCAGCCUCAAAUGCCAGGUGAAAUACAGCCUAGAGAAAUUUCAACAACAAUUCAAAGUAAUGUUUUGCAACCUCCUCAAUACGCUGAGAUUUCAAGCCAACCGAACAAGGCCGGGGACCCUUGGGACUGGGGAAAUGACAAUCUCGAUAACGGAAAUGAUGCUUGGAAUUGGAGUGUAGAUCAGACCCAUGAGACACAUAUGCAAGAGCCCGGUGUUUCGAAAUAUUUAAAUUCAGGACAAACAAUUCAGACACCUCUUCCGGAUAACUAUCACAAUAAUUCAAAUGGGAAUAACAGACCAGUUCCUCCGCGUCAACAAAUAUUGUCUUCAGCUGGUGGAAAUCUUCCCAGAACUGGAAGUCAUGUAUCUACACCGAAUUUUUCGCAAGACCCGUACUCACGCUAUUCGAAUUGUGAUGAAAAACUACAACAAAGGUUACAAUCUCCCUGUACUGUUCCGAGCACACAACUCUCUAGUUGUUCAUCAGCACUCAAUGCAAAUAAUGAGCAGGUCCUAUGGGGACAAACUAUGCAUAAGCCAUUUUAUUCAACAUCCUUUGACAUGAGUAAAAAUACUGGAUUUCAUUAUGCCCAGCAGCAUAAGUUGGAAAAAAUGAAUGAAUAUGAACGAGAUAGUCGAAUAGAAAAAUAUAAUUUAACCUCUGAGGAAACGAGCUAUAAUGAAGUUCAAUCUACAGCUGUCUCAUCUCCAGCUAUCGAUUGGCAAAAUUCGAUUACCGAAGAAAAUUCUGUAAGGAAAGUAAAUAAUCAGUGCGCCCAGGCAUCUCAAGAGCCAGAUAAUUGUCGACUCAACCGUGUAAAUAAUUUAUUAAUGCAAAAAUCCGAAGACUUAAAGAUGAUUACUUUAGACGACUCUCCAUCUCUUACGUCAAGCAGUCAGAGCCUGUUACCUCCAAAUGUCGCUUUCACAGUGAUAACACAGCAACUCCCGCAGACAAAUCGACAAUGGGAGAAUGCAAGAGGAGGAAUAAGAAACCAAUUGCAUGAAAAUCCACUUCAGGGCGUAAAUAAAAUUGCUGCUGCAGAGUGGCAACACGGUGGACAUCCAAUGCAUUUUUCCCAACCACAAGUAUCCAGAACUACUUUUACCCAUGAAGCAGAGGCAUCAUCACUUCCAGUUUCUAAGCUCAGUGAUACUCAGUUACCAUUAGUUCCGCCAAGUGCAAAACCUCUUGAAGGCUCAUUGAUCAAUAAUUCGGUGAACGAACAUAGAAAGGCCAAUAAUAUCGUUGGUAUAAAUGAUUUAUCAUCGAGUAUGAAUCAAAUAACGAUUAACGAGAGCUACAAACUCUCCAAUCAGCAGAUUGAGACUCAACCCUUACAUUUCCAAAAUGUUAUGCCCGAAAGUCAUCGACCUUCCCAGUUGUCUUAUUCGGCUGCUCAGUCAGUUGAACAACAGCAUAGUACUAAUAAUAAUAGUAAAUCUCAACAGGCUACUAUUACAUCUCCAUCUUCAUCACAGACCCAAGACUUAUCGUUCAAUGAAUCUUCUCGAAUACAGAUGAUUAGUACGUUAGAAGCCACUUCCAGGGCCAAUAAACCGAUACCACCAACAAAUAUUGUUCGGCCAGUUCAAGAACAAGAUGUACUACCGCCACAACAAAGAAGUAUGCAAAAUCAGAAUAUUGAUCGUGGUAAUAUUUCUGAACAUACGAAUUAUGAUCAAUGGUAUAAUAAUAGUUCAACCCAAGUGUCUCAACUAUCUUCGGCAUCUCAAAAUGUUUGGAAUUCCAGUGUCAGUGAACUACAUCUCCCCUUACAAGGAGACUGGACACCACCUCAGGUAUCUACUUCAGAACCCUCAAUCGAUACAUGUGCGAGUAUCCAACCACCUGCUGAAUCCAAUUUAAUUGCCAUUCGAGAGGAAACACGAAGCGAAUUUCAAAGAUCUGAGGUCGACACUGUGUCUGUGUCUCAACUUUCACAUUUUCAGCAUCCUUCGAUAGAGCAGGAACUACUACCUUCUGAAAGUUAUGAAUUUGCAUCGAAUGAUCGAAACACUUUUCUUGAGACUGGAGAAUUGACCGACUCGCAUCAUGAUCAAGAAUGUGUAGCGCCCAAUCAGGAUGAAGAUAAUGAUGAAGUUCCCAACGAUAUUCCAUUUCUUAGAGAAGUUCCUGGACAAUCUAGUAAUUCAGAACAGUCCAGGAAUGAUCCAACUGGACAGGAACAAUACAUAAUACCGACGGCAGGUGAACGUAGGGAUAUGCCACCUGGUCAAGAAUGUCUUGAGAAUGAUAGAUUAAUUCGUGAUACUGGUCGUGUUGAACCUGAUCCCCUAGAACGAAGGAAUGAUCCAUCUGGUAGAGAGAAGUCACUCCCACCUGUGCAGCCUAGGAACCAUCCGUCUGGUCAGGAAAGAAUAACUCCUAUUCAACCGAUUCCACAAAUUUAUUUGGAACCGAAUAAGGUCCGCCAAGUUCCAGGUACUGGAACGAAUAACAUUGACGCUCACUUAGAUUUGGUUAAUAUGGAUAAUGGAAUCAGACGAAUUCCUGGAGGAAUAUCUCCAACAGAUGCCACUGUCAUUGAAUCUCUCAAGUCUGAUGGUAGAAAUGAUAGAGUUGUUACUGGUUCUCAGGAAUAUUCAUCGAUUUCCGCGGUUCUGAACAUUCAGGAGACUAGAGAAGAAGCUAUUGGCGCCUCAACCAAGGAGAAAACGACAAUUUCUCCAGCAUCCCCCAAACGUCGCGACUCUUAUGAGGAUGGUGAUGAUGAAGAGUCGGGCAACUCUCGAGAUGAAAGCAGAGAGAGACGAGAACGCAGAGAUUUACGCGAUUCUAGUCCUUUAGCGCUGGAGAAUCGGCGUCGCUAUGAUAGGAAUUAUUAUGAGCAUGACAGAGACAGAGAAUUUGACGAAGAUUAUUAUUACGAUCGUCGGCGUCCUGAUUAUGACCGACCUUAUAAUUCUAGAGAGGAUCUAGAUCGUAGGGAUGCCUCGUACAGAAAUGGAGAUCGUGGACACAGGGUUGAGGAUAAUGAUGAUCCCGGACGGAGAGGGAGAGGCAGAAGUGAAGAAGAAAGGGAUAGUAGACCUGUGGGGAAACGAGAUGAACUUAGAAAUCAGCGAGACAGGUCUGAUGACAAUAGGCGUAGAGAUAGAGAGCGAGACGUAAGAGAUUAUUAUAUGAGAGAUGGAAGAGACAUAAGAGAUCCACGAAUUCGAGAUUUUCCUGAUUCCGAUCGGAGAAGGCGAAGGUUUGAUGAGUAUGAUCGUGAUCACAGAAGGGAGUACUACGACGAUCCUUAUUCGCGAAGUUCAAGACCCUCAAGCCGAUCUUCUUAUAAUGAUCGUGAGAGAGAUUAUUAUCUUAGACCGCGAGAUCCAUAUUAUGGCUACAAUAAUGGAUAUGCAGGGUAUGAUUAUGGAGUUAAUUAUAAUGCUAACUAUUAUGCAUAUCUCGAAAAUUUGAGAAGAACAAAUCCAGCGGCAUACAUAGAAUGGUAUAAUAAAUAUUAUCUUAAUCAUCCUCAUCAUCAGCAAUUACAACCGAAACUCUCACAGACACUGGCCAAUUAUUCAGAAGAUAGGGCUAGUGUGCACUCUGGACAAAGUUCAUGCGAUGACAGAACUGCAAGCGGAAAACUUAUGGCAGGCGAUAUAUCGUUGAUAGAGGACUCAAGAAUCACAUCCCGUAUGACGCCAACUAAAUUCUCAACAUCCCAUGCUCAAGGACUCUUCUCCAUUGGAUCAUUAAUGUACGUUCAUGCAAGUUACCCAACUGAGGGAGAAAGAGCUAAAGUUGACAUAGUUAGCAUAGACGGCGUACUUCUCCACGAUCCUAUCGUUCGUGAGCUUCGUAGCUAUCCAGGACCUCUAAUAAAAGGAGUAACCCACAAGAAGACAAUAAUUGAAUAUUGCGAAAGCAAAAUAAAUAAAGCAGCUGCCAAUGACAAAGUCAUCGAUCGGGCUUCUUAUGUACUCCUCUAUCAACUAAUGAUUAUGCUUAUCCAACAGAAUGGAAACGUGGUCGGAGUUGAUAUUGCAGCUCUUUUGCUACGCAACAAAGAGUCGUACCCUUACGACGCAAACGCAAGUACACAGAGCAAAGAACAGGAAUUUACUCAACAGUCGUCAACUGUCUGUCCGAAUUCUAGUACUUCUGGAAAUGAAUCACCAGACGAAACUCAUCUUUUCUCGAAACAAAUUGAAUCACAACAACAAUCAAAGCAAACAGUGGAGCAGAUAACAAAUGAAUUCCGAAAGACUUUGCUUAAUGGUCUUAUUCAAGAAGCUCUAGAAUAUGCAAUGAGUGAAGGAUUAUGGGGUCACGCGUUGUUCCUAGCUAGCAAAUUAGAGAAACGUACUCAUGCCACAGUAAUGACACGAUUUGCAAACAGUUUAUCACCUCAAGAUCCCCUUCAAACACUUUAUCAGCUGCAUUCUGGUCGAGUACCCGCCAGUGUCACGUGCAUUGCUGACUGUAAAUGGGAUGACUGGCGGCCCCAUCUUGCCAUGAUAAUAUCAAACACCUCAGGAAAUCCAGAAAUUAAUCACAGGUCAAUUAGCACUAUGGGAGACACUCUGGCUGCACGCGGAGACCUUUAUGCUGCCCAUUUUUGUUACAUUCUUGCUGAAAUAGAUUUUGGAAAUUAUGGAAAAUUAGGAACAAAAAUAGUAUUGAUUGGGGCCAAUCAUAACAAGCAUUAUGCGGAUUUUGUGACACUCGAAGCAGUUAUGUUGACUGAAAUUUAUGAAUAUGCAAGAAGUCUCAGUGAGCCUUCAUUUAUGAUAAUGGCUCUUCAGACCUUUAAAUUCGAGAAUGCUCUGAACAUGAUUGAUUAUGGAUUGGUAGAAAAGGGUCUACUUUAUCUCGAGCAAAUAGCCAUAAACAUUGUGAAUACUCCUUCUAAAUUUAAACCCACCUUUAUCGCUGAUAUCUAUAAAUUGAGUGAACGAUUGAAAUUCCAUGAUCCGGUUUUUAAGGAUUCAACCGAGAAUGGAGUAUCCCUAACUUGGCUCGAUAAUUUAUCAGAACUGGUUAUUAAAUAUGAAACGGGAGAACUUAUGAAAGAUGGUCCUCACGAAACGCAACUGAAUCAAGAACAAAUUGAAAUGCAACAGAACACACAGCAGAAUCAAUGGGUUUAUUCUUCAAAUCCUCCAGAAUACGGAAAUGCUGCGAUCUCAACGAUGGAGAUAUCUUCCGUGGACAGUAAUCAAGGGCAAUGGCAACCGCUGCUGAACCAUGAUAAUAUUCAAUAUGCUGGAAGCAGUGUAGAUAAAAAUAAUUAUCAAUCCAAUCAACCGCAAUUAGUUCCUCAACAACCUCAUCAGGGUUAUUGGACUCAACAACAGAUAUAUAAUCAUGAAGAAUUCAAUGACUGGCAGCUUGAGCAGGGUGAUCAGGCUCAGAAUCAUCAAAGUGAACAGAUUGAUGUGGAUUCCGCCCAACCGAAUAAUGCAUGGAAUUAUGAGUCUGAGAAGGAGGAAAAGCCCACAGCACCCGGUCCUCAGCCACGAAUAUCGAUGGGGCCGUCAUCGGACAAGCAAUAUGAUCCACUUGAAGAAUUAGAUGCAAUGGAACCAUUAAAUUCAAAAAAGUCGGUGGAGUGUAAAACAAGUGGAAAACCAAAUGAGAAGAAAAACUCUACAGCAAGCAGUGGCUCCUGGUUUGGUGGUUUCUUUAGUAAACUGACCCCUAAACCGAGAAAUCAAAUGAUACUACCAGAUGAUAGCAAUCCAACAAUUAUAUGGGAUCCCAUUGCUAAAAAAUGGACGAAUAAAGAUGAGGGCAACGAGAGUGCCUCUCUAAAUCUUGCUCCUCCUCCAAAAGCUACAGACAUGUCUUUUCAGCCAUCACAAGUGGAAUUUCUCAAUCACUCCCAACAAGCGCCCAAUAUAUUCAACAGUGAAGAAGCCACAACUCCGAAUUCCUCAAAAAUGAUAGGUGGAAAUAAUAUGUUUAAGCUGCAGAAAGGCAGAGGGAUGCGAGCCAACUACAUCGAUGUAAUGAAUCCUAAUGUAGCUAAAGGAAACAUUCCGUCGAUUCCUACACCAGCUACUUCGCCACUUGUACCAAUGGCUGCCUCAUCGCCACAAAUGUUCAUUCCUGCUUCUGUUAACGAUCCUAAGGCCCCUUUAAAUUUCUUGACACCAAUGACAACUUCAAUUCCUCCGCAGGAAAAUGCUCCUCACGGAAUGGACAGCGACAAGGCAGGACCGAAAUAACAUUUAUUGUCACCAGAAACAAUGGGAUACGAUCCAAAAGCUACAAUGAAGGAGGGCACUGUGAACAAUACGCUGAUAAUGAGACAUCACAUGGAAUGAAUGACGGAGAAUGCUCCCUAGAGGAAAUUAAUUAGUAGAACCAGAAUGAUCGAGAAUCAGUUGAAAAAAACAUAUAAAUAUUUUAUCCUCCUCCAACAUUAUCAUAAAACAAGGCAGAUUGGAGCAAAAAAAACUGGCUUUUUUUUUUUUUUUUUUUCAAAAGGAAUGUUGAAAUAAGUGUUUUUCUUUGCCUGAAUCUCCGCCAUUCAAAUAAUGAAGUUUUUUACAGUUAGAGGUGAAAUUUCAAUUCGAUAGUUGCGCAAUACGUUAAAACCAAAACUCAAUGGCUGAUUUUUAUAAAGUGAUCUAAGUGGCGGGAAAUUGUCUCACAUUAAGGCCCGGCCUUCUCGUCGUGGGAAAAUUUGGGUGACUUUUACCCCCCCACAGUUUGCGGCAGACUUCGAAGCUCCAUCUAAAAAAUACACGGUCGAUAAGAGGAAAAGUGACAAGACGACACACUUUUCCAGGGCCGUCUAGGGCUCCGAAGUCAGGGUUCCAAAUUUUCGGGCCCCCUUCGGAAAAAAUAGAAGUGGGAAUGAGAAAUCCAUUUUUAUUAAUUUUUUUAAACAAAUAGGCGCAUGGCGGUGAAAAAGGGGGGAGGGGGCAUGGAUGUGAGGGUGACAUGAAAGUUUGGGUAUCGGAUGAAUCCGUCGGAAAAUAAUGAAGGAUUGACAGUGGCAUAAGUGUGGCAGGGUAAAAUAGGGUGUUGAUGGUGCAGUGAGUGCAUGUGUGAAAAUGAAGGGUUGAGG